GAUGCCCACCAGAAACAAAUUGGCGGCGCGAGCACACCUCCCCAUUCACCCUUCUAAACCGGCGAUCGCAAUGGAAGCGACAGCUCACUGCAGUUGGUAAAUGAUCGUCGUCAAAUCUGCCGGAAGACUGAGCUUCAGACGUGGCGAUCGAGCAAUUUUCUCACACCCGGUAGCUGUUUGUUUUCCUGAUAACCGAGUUUUGCUGCGUUCAGUUUCUUUUCAGAAACACACAACUCUCCCCAACAAAGUAUCAGGUAAAGGUGGUCAUCUUUUAAAUUUAAAACCUGUCGCCCACAGCGAGGGAGUAAAACUUGGGUCGUUUGCUGUAGAAAGGAUGGCCGAUAAUCGCUACUGCAUUGAGUAUGCCAAGACGGGGCGUAGUGGGUGCAAGAAAUGCAAGUCGCAGCUCGAGAAAGGUGUAGCACGAAUGGGCAAGAUCACUCCUAACCCAUUCAGCGACGAUGGAGGGGAGAUGAAAGUGUGGUACCACAUGAGGUGCAUGUUUGAGACCCUGAAGAGAGCGAGGACGGCCAAGAAGAUAGAGACGCCAGCCGACAUUGAGGGGUUUCCGGACAUGAAGGACGAGGAAAGGGACGAGAUCAAGAAACUAAUUGCAGAGUUUGACGUACCAAAACCGGCUCCCAAGACAGCCAAAGGCAAGGGAGGGAAGGCUGCUUCGAAAGCAGCUGGAGGAGCCACUCAAACUCUGCUGGCACCUCCUUCAAAACCCUCAACUUCAGGGGCCUCCCCUAAGAAGAUGAUGUCAUCGAGUGCCGCUGUCUCGUCUGACGACACCACUGACUAUUGUACUACUGCUGGAGCCAGCGAUACCAGUCCUGAUAACCGGUUUAGCGAGUUCCGCAGGGUCUGUGGGAAGCUGGAAGUGGAGCCGAGUUACAAUGCCAAGACAAAGAUUGUGGCUGAUUUCAUCAAAAAUGGCAGCACCGGAGAUGGUUACACAGGGGAUGUGUAUCUGCUGGUGAAGCUCCUACUGCCAACUGCAGGCAAGAAGAGAGUCUACAACUUGCAGAGCAAGCAAAUCGUCAAACUACUCAGUCAGGUGUACCGGUGCAGCGUGGAAGAGAUGGUCGAAGAUCUCGAUAAUGGAGACGUCGCCGAAACAGCCAAGAAGUUCUUUUUGGAGAGCACCCACCUGCCACCUCAGUCCACCAGCACACUCACCUUGGCACAGGUUGAUAGUUUCCUUGAUCAACUGACUCUUGUGACAAAAGAAGAAGAUCAGAAAACAGAGCUUGCAAAAAUCAUCAGAAGAUGUACAGCUGAUGACUUGAAGUACAUCAUUCGUCUGAUAAAACAUGAUCUUCGCAUUAAUGCUGGGCCUAAACACGUUCUCGAUGCACUGGACCCGAACGCCUACGCAGCAUUCCAGGCAUCUCACGAUCUGAAAGACAUGGUGGACCGGAUUCUG
This is a messenger RNA of Geodia barretti, 1429 nucleotides long. NCBI's taxonomy places the organism in Eukaryota, Metazoa, Porifera, Demospongiae, Tetractinellida, Geodiidae. The record is from the annotation of a GenBank genome assembly.